Molecule: messenger RNA, 288 nt
Organism: Cutaneotrichosporon cavernicola
Lineage: Eukaryota; Fungi; Basidiomycota; Tremellomycetes; Trichosporonales; Trichosporonaceae
Gene: SUS1
Exons: 3
Coding region: 1-288 (95 amino acids)
Biological process (GO): regulation of transcription by RNA polymerase II; poly(A)+ mRNA export from nucleus; positive regulation of DNA-templated transcription
Cellular component (GO): SAGA complex; DUBm complex; nuclear pore
Molecular function (GO): chromatin binding; transcription coactivator activity
Source: RefSeq, a predicted model, not a curated record
AUGUCAACCGACGCCGAGACGCUCGACGCUGUACGCAAGCGCCUCAUCGAGACAGGCGACUGGGACCGCAUCGCGCGCCUCCUCCGCCAGCGCCUUGAAGAGAGCGGAUUCGACGACGACCUCAAAGACCUCGCAAAGGAGAAGGCGCGCAAGGCAGGCGCACCGAGUCUUGCACAGCUCGUUACAGAGGUGACACCCGAGGCUGAGCGCCUCGUCAAGGCCGACCUGCGCGAGGCGCUCGUGAGCGAGCUUGAGGCCGUGAUUGAACGCGAGGUCGAACGCGUCUAG